Messenger RNA from Paramecium sonneborni, 1061 nucleotides. Lineage: Eukaryota; Ciliophora; Oligohymenophorea; Peniculida; Parameciidae. The record is from the annotation of a GenBank genome assembly.
AUGAUUCAUUAAAAAGAAAUAAUAGUUGUUUCAUUCUCUAACUCAACAAAAGAUCAUAAUUGCUAAUGUCUUUUUUUAAAGAUGCAAAAUAUGAACAAUUAAUAUAACUAUUUAAUAUUCCUGUAACUAACUAUAAUUAAGUAGGAUGAUAUAGAUAUAUAUGAAAUUCAGACAAGCAUUUAUUUAGAGUAUUUAGCCAUUAUUUUAUUCUACCUAAUCAAACAUGAUUUAACAGUUUCAUUACUCUAUAAUUACAAAUCUAAGUUUAUCAAAACUAUCAUUUUACAUCACUAAAUAUGGAUGAAAUUUAUCAAACUUAAAGAAGAACCAAUUUAAAAACUUCAAUAAAUAUUAUCAACAUUAGAUUAAAUUUCAUUCACUAUAGUACAAUAGUAUGCUAUUAUCUAUUAUUUUUCAGCCACAUUGAUCAUUCUCAUCUAAGAAAUCAGUUACUUGAAUAUUUUAAACUCAAACAAUAUCAAAGCAACUUUUCAUUAUUUUCUUAAAUAAUAAUUAAAAAAAUACUUCCCUAUUUAAAAAGUCCUAAUUUAGUUUUUAAUCAUUUACCAAUCAAUUAAGAAUAGUAUACUCUUGUCUUAGAUAUGGAUGAAACUUUAAUUUAUUAUGAUGGUGAUAAAGUUUACUAGCGUCCAUUCUUAUUAACUUUCUUAAAACAAAUGAGCAAAAUCUAUGAAUUGACACUUUUUACAGCUGCAUUAGAAUCUUAUGCAAAUAAAAUUUUUAAUAAACUUACAAUCAAAUAAUACUUUACCUAUUUUCUAUUUAGAUAACACACGAAUAUUUAUAAAGAUUUUUAUGGGAAAGAUCUAAGAAAAUUAGGAAGGAAUUUAUCUAAAACCAUUAUUAUUGAUAAUACUCCUAAAUGUUUCAGUUUGUAACCAGAAAAUGGAAUUUAAAUUUUAACAUGGAAAGGAGAUCUCUCUGAUACAGUACUCUUAAUCUUAAUUCCAAUUUUGAAAGCCAUAAGAUUUAGUAAUAAAGAUAUACGAAUUAAAUUAAGAGAAUAUAAAAACUAUCCUGGCUUAAUUUUUCCUAAAUGA